AAAAUGAGAACAACCGCGUGUAGGGGAGGGUGAGCUACGCGAGGUUUCCAAGCUCCUUCUCUUUAUCUAUUAUAAUAUUUAUAAACAAACAGCGAAACACAUGAAUUGAAUUGAAUUAUUGGCCUUCUGCAGAUGCUACUCCUUUUCCUUUUUUUAGCUGUCUACUACGUUCAUUAGCUUGACCCAUUAGGUUUUGAUUGCCAAACAAAAUUCAUGGAGGGUCUGAUCCCUCUGGUAUUCAAGGCGGUUCAGAAGACCAAAACCCGCCGCCGCUACCACUGCCUCUCCUCCGGCGCCGCCCUAUCCUACGACAUCUCUGACUUCUACAAACCACCACUGCCUCCGCCUCCGCCUCAUCAUCAUCCGCUACAGGAAAUGAAUGAUUGUGAUAUUAGCAAUGGGGAAUUGGGUUACGCCCAGCACCACCGCCGACACAAGUCCCUCGGAGAUUGUUAUUCUUCUUCUUCUCCCUCAACGGCAGCAGCGGUAAUAUAUACAGAUCUGGGAGGUCCGCCGCUUCCCCUAUCUCAUCCGUCCUCCGCACAGAAUAAUAAGCAGCGGCAGCAACUUGUACGUUUCAGGAGCCACAAUUGCUUUCGUGCGUAACCGGUGCCUUCUCAUAGUCUCCAUCCAUUCUCAAUUUGUAGUUCUAUUCCAGUUCAUCCGUGCAUCCAACUAGUUUAUAUUUAAACAAAUUCAGCUUAUAUAUUGUGUUCGAUCUA
Malania oleifera is the source of this 722-nucleotide messenger RNA. RefSeq lists its product as uncharacterized. Bases 214 to 606 code for a protein of 130 amino acids. The transcript has a single exon. The record is from RefSeq and is a predicted model, not a curated record. Lineage: Eukaryota; Viridiplantae; Streptophyta; Magnoliopsida; Santalales; Ximeniaceae.